Messenger RNA from Ceratitis capitata (Mediterranean fruit fly), 2665 nucleotides. RefSeq names its product neprilysin-4. Gene Ontology annotation, biological process: protein processing. Gene Ontology annotation, molecular function: metalloendopeptidase activity. Lineage: Eukaryota; Metazoa; Arthropoda; Insecta; Diptera; Tephritidae. Gene Ontology annotation, cellular component: plasma membrane. The transcript is spliced from 3 exons. The coding region runs from base 238 to 2436 and encodes 732 amino acids. The record is from RefSeq and is a predicted model, not a curated record.
GGACUCCUCGUAGAGGUGGAGCUGCCCAGUAUAAGCCACUGCUCAGCACAGCUACGCAACGCAAACAAAAUUAAAUUAAUGCAGGGCCAUAGUUAUUUUUAAAACACAAUACAUAAUAAUAAGCAAAUGAAGAUAUAUGUAUGUACACAUAUACGUAUGUGUGUGAAAUAUAUGUAGAAUAUCAAAUUCAAGUGCAUAAGUGUAUCUCUCUCUAUUGAAAUCUGUGUGAAAGUGAAAAUGAAUUUAAUGUCACAGCUCUUUUUGCCCAUCCUGCUCCUGAGUGCGUUUGCAUUAUGCGCUGCGAAGCCCACCAACACAACCGACGCAGAUAAAACCGCCAACUCGAUAAAAACAGGAUUUUUACAGCAACAAAGUGCAAACAACAAUGAAAUCAGUAACAAUGUCAAAGAUGCAGCAAGUGCGGCUGUAAUUGAUGCGGCUGAUAGUAAGCUAAACGAAAUCGAAAGUGAGUACCGCGCUGACUAUGCCAAAAAAAUGUUGACAUACAUGAAUCAGUCCGUUGAGCCCUGCGACGAUUUCUAUGAAUAUGCCUGCGGUAAUUGGAAGAAUGUGAUUCCCGAGCAUCAAUCACAGCACAAGCGUAGCAAUCUAAUCGAUAUUUUCUAUAGCUUGGGAGAGGCCAUACAAACGGUGUUGUUAAAGGAAACGCCGCCCAAUGAGGGUUUCGAGUUUACAGAAGAAUUGAAUUUGGCAAAGCGACUUUAUAAAGAUUGUCUAGCGGCUGAGCUAUAUCCGUUGCGUAAAUCUGAAGUGUACUUGGAGGUUAUAAAGUCGAUUGGUGGUUUCCCCGCCGUCGAUGCGACCUGGAAAGCUGAUAACUUUAGUUGGUUCAAUAUGAGCGCUCAUUUAACGAAUUACGGAGCCAUGGGUUUGAUCAAAGAGGAAAUAAUGCCACAAUAUCCAUUUCCACCAUAUUUCAAAUUACCCGAUUUGGGCUUCGAAUACAUCGUGCACUCGGACAAUAUCAAUACAAAUAGCUCCCAAGAGUUGAAUCAGAAACGUAUGCGAAAUUAUUUGCGUUUGUAUGGUGUUGAAGAUGAGCAGAAAAUUGAGAAGGUCGUAGCCGAUAUUGUUGAGUUUUGGAUGACAACACUUAAUUUAACCCAAACGUUUAGCGAAGAUAUGGCAAAAUGUGAAAUGCUCUCAACGGUAUUGGAAGAAGAUGACUUCGAGCAAUGGGAUAAUUACUUAGAAAUAGCGUGGAAUGGCACAAAAUUUGAUUUGGAAGAGAGUACUUGGCCAUGUAACUACUUCUACAAUAGGCUAAAUGAAAUAUGUAAUGAACAUAAGGAAGCAGUAGCCAAUUAUCUGGCUUUAAAGUUCAUCUAUCGUAUGGAUUCACGCCUGCAGGAUAAGAAAUAUCAAACAGAACAUUGCAAUCUGAUGAUUCAGCAAGUACUUCCCUAUCUCCUUGACGAAAUCUAUAUGAAGGAAUAUUUCGAUCAAGAAAUUCAUGGAGAAAUUAGCGCGAUUGUCAAUGAGGUUCGAAAGAGCUUACGAGAAUUAUUGGAACAAGCAGAUUGGUUGGAUGAGAAGACACGAGAGCAGGCAUUGCUUAAGGAAGCCGCUAUCAAGACACACAUUGGCAGUUAUACGAAUAAAAAUGUAACAGAUCGUUUAAUAAAACAAAUGCAGCAAUUUUCCUAUGUGGAAGAUAACUACGAAGAAAAUUUGCUGAAUUUAUACAAAUUCAGAACAAAGCAAAGACGUUUUAACGGCUUGUAUCAUAAAGAUUAUGAUAACUUCACAAUGAAACCCUUGGAACUAUUGAAAGGUAUACAAGUGAACUCUUUCUACUACAACGUCGAUAAUUCCAUUUAUGUUAUGGCUGGCAUUUUACAUCCGCCCGCGUACCAUAAGGCUUGGCCAGCAGCGCUUAAAUUUGGCACAAUCGGCUAUUUAGUGGGGCAUGAAUUCACGCACGGAUUUGACUCGGUGGGCGCACACUAUAACAGUGUUGGCGAAGAGAAUUACUGGUGGUCCAGCAAGGCGGGCAAGGUAUUUACGGAGCGGGAGAAGUGCUUUGUCAAGCAAUAUAACGCAUAUGAGAUAUCCGAAAUCAAACGCUUUGUCGAUGGUAAUCAGACAAAAGAUGAAAAUAUUGCCGAUAGUGGCGGCUUGAGGGAAUCCUUGUCUGCGUAUUACAGACACGUCAAAGAACUAAAGUUGACACCAAAAGAUGAACAGAUGCCUGGUUUGGAUCUAACGCCGGAGCAAUUGUAUUUCGUUGGUUUCGCGCAACUUUGGUGUGCGUCCUAUAAGGAGAAGCACUAUUGGGAGGAGUUAACGAAUGAGCACACUGUGGACAAAUUUCGAGUGUUGGGCGCUGUAACGAACAUUGAAGAGUUUAGCGAAGCCUAUAAUUGCCCGGUGGGUAGUAAAAUGAAUCCGGCAGACAAAUGUCGCGUAUGGUAGCAUCGGAAGGAGUUCAGUUUCGCAAUUUUUAUCUCAUAUACUAUAUAUGUAUGCAUAUGUGGUGUGUUUCAGAUCAAAGACGCAUAGUAAAAUCCGAUGUAAUUUUUUUUUUAUUAAAACCAGAUAAAACAACGAAUGAUUGAUGCUAACGAACUGUAAUGUAAAUAAAUGAACUCAAUUGACUUGGCUACAAAUGUAAAAUAAAUCUGGUUUUCAAUGUUGAAGUUGA